Emericellopsis atlantica is the source of this 1458-nucleotide messenger RNA. Its product is annotated as Aldehyde/histidinol dehydrogenase. The record is from RefSeq and is a predicted model, not a curated record. The transcript has 5 exons. Bases 1 to 1458 code for a protein of 485 amino acids. NCBI's taxonomy places the organism in Eukaryota, Fungi, Ascomycota, Sordariomycetes, Hypocreales, Bionectriaceae. Gene Ontology annotation, molecular function: oxidoreductase activity, acting on the aldehyde or oxo group of donors, NAD or NADP as acceptor.
AUGGAGCGACAGUCGAGGCCAUUCGCCAGCAUUCGAUCGUCAGCGAUCGACGGUAUUGCGCAGAACCCCUAUUACAAGCUGGCGCAGCUCAAGAAGCUUCAUCAGGCCCUUGUCGAAAAUGCUGCGAGGAUUCAAAAUGUCAUGAGCGAGGACGCCGGUUCAACGCCAGUCAGUGUCAAGGUCGAGUUUUGUCUCGCUCUUCGCUGUGUAGCCGACGCCCACGCCUCGAUUGAGCCCAAGAAAGUCCUUGCCGAUGAAUACGCCCUUGCACAUGGCGUGGACUCUCCAGAAGCAAGGGAGCCAGUUGGCAUUGUGGUGAUCGAACCGUCUUCCCAUUCGUUUACUCACAGUCUUCUGGCUGCCCUCGCACCAGCCCUCGCGGCUGGAAAUUGCGCAAUUGUCCAGUACGAGAACUCGUUACGAAGGACACCAGGGGUUGUUUUGGAGAUCAUUGGCCGAGCUCUGGACAGCGACAUCUUCACAUUCACAUCCAAACCCGCAACGGACGCCGACAUUGGCCAUCGACACAUCCGCGUUAUACAGAAUGGCACUCUGGAGACAUGCCCGAGUCACCACCUUGUGUCUGCACCAAUGACGCCUGUGGUGGCAUUCGUGGAAAGAGAUGCAGACAUUGACGCAGCGGCAAAGGCCAUCGCCAUCGCUCGCUUCAGCCAAGGAGGGAACUCGCCCUACGCUCCUGAUGUUGUUCUCGUCAAUGAGUGGAUCAAGCCACAGUUCCUGACCGCUGUGGUCCAGCAGCAUGUGCAUAUCAGUUCGAAAGACACGUCCCCGAGCAAACCCACGAGAGGCACACGCUCCAAUGUAGCGACUGAGAGCGAAAAAGAAGGAUCUAACAUCAUCUCGUUGGGCCAGAAUGGGACGAUUAUAGAUGUCGGAGAUAGGCAAUCCAUCUUGGCGAGACCAAAGGUCACCCAAGCGUCAUUGAGAAUUCUGGCGGUCAAAAGCAUGGACGAUGCCAUUGAGAUAUCUAACCAAAUCGGACCUUUGGCAGCCGCCUAUGCCUUUUGCACUCCAGCCAUGGCGAAGUACUUCUGCCAGUUCACCAAGUCUGAGCUGCACUUUGCGAAUCAGCUGCCCACGAAGCUCUUAUACGGUCCGAUGGCCCCCAAUGGGAACCCCCCUUGUGAUGCUUCGCUUACCCUAUAUACCCAAAACAUGUUCACGGUGCCACGGCCUCAGUUUAUCGUCUCCGCCAAGAACAAUGAGCGUAUAGACGCCUUUCAUUUCGGCCGCGACUCUGUUCAGGAUCUCGACAAGUUUGCGGCCGAAGCAACCGCGCAGCUCCCUGAUCCAAAACGCCCCGGCAAAGCGGUGCCUCUUGGUUUUUUUGAACAAGGAAUCGUCACUGGGUUGGCCUUAACUCUGUCUGCUCUCAUUGGAGGUAGUGGAUUGAUAGGCUACUCUGUUUUGUGGUAUUGGAGGACACAGAGAUCAUAG